Molecule: messenger RNA, 5583 nt
Organism: Mytilus californianus (California mussel)
Lineage: Eukaryota; Metazoa; Mollusca; Bivalvia; Mytilida; Mytilidae
Product: zinc finger and BTB domain-containing protein 18.3-like
Exons: 5
Coding region: 62-1939 (625 amino acids)
Biological process (GO): regulation of transcription by RNA polymerase II
Cellular component (GO): nucleus
Molecular function (GO): RNA polymerase II cis-regulatory region sequence-specific DNA binding; protein binding; DNA-binding transcription factor activity, RNA polymerase II-specific
Source: RefSeq, a predicted model, not a curated record
GUUUAAGUUGUAAACAAAAGAAAGAAUACAAUAUGUAAAAAUUUUGGUCGAAAAAUCAAAGAUGAUCACAUAUCAGAAGGUGUACACAGAUCAUGUACAUUCCAGUACAUUGAUGAGCCAGUUUACACAGCUCUGGAGAAAUCGUUUAAUGUGUGAUGCUGAUCUUGUUGCUGGAAAUACUGUUAUAAAGGCUCACAGACUGGUUCUUGUAGCAUCAUGUGCUAUCUUACAGUCACAUGACAAUGUAGCAACAGGAACUGUACUAGAGGUCACACUACCUAGCGACAUUCCACCAAAAUCAGUUUACAUGUUUCUUGAAUUUUUGUACCAGGGUCACAUGAUAUUAUCUGAAGAGAAUGUUGAGUCCAUUGAGAAAAUUGCCAGACUUUUACAUGCUGGAGAUGUUUUAAAGUGUUGCUAUGAUUUUGCCAAAACAAUAAAGUCAGAAACUAACAGACAACAAGAAAAAUUUAGUUUUCAUGAAUUAGUGAGUGUAAAUCAUAUUAGAUCAACAAGUUUCAUUAAAUCUGUUUCCACGGAUACAUCUCAAGAUGUCACCAGAGAUGAUCAGCAUUCAGGUCAAAGGUCAUCAAAAAUGGAAACUGCUUUGUCUCAACAUUCUGAACAUUCAUCACAAAUGAAAACAGCAUCGUCUGUCUCUUUUUCUUCUUCGCCAUCAGCUGUUCAAAAACAUAGAUUAAAUUUAAGUGACCAUCAAACUUCAAAUUCUUCAAGAACAAAAACAAAUUCAUCAACUUUAUUAGAUUUUUCUGACAGCAGAGACAAUUCUGCCUCACACAGCAUUAUUGAUUUGUCUGAUGAAUCUCGUCUUAAUUCACAGACGGUCACUUCUAACCAGUCACAAGUGUCUUCUCAUCGUAGAAACAGUGAUCAGACAAGAUCUUAUUCAAAUGAACAACAUGCAGGAUCCAAUGUAAGUUCAAAGAGACGACAUAGUGAUCAGAGUAGUUCAACAGACACAACUCCUCCUGCUAAUAAUCAAAUGGUGUCUUGGGCAAGGUCACAUGAUCAGUAUUGCCGAUCGCUGUCAGAUGAAAGUCUCAACCAAAACAACCUACCAAACGUUUCAUUGGGAAGUUACCCAGCUCCAUUUGGCUUUGCAAUGCCAGUUAUUCCCUCAACAUUAUGGAGUGAUAAAGCUAUGUUGCAGCAUUUUACAUCACAACAAAAUAUCAGAAGUUCGUCCAGUAAUAGCAUUAGUUCAUCAACUAGUUCUAAAGCUAGUGCCAAUCAUCAAGGGACCAGAGUUAGUGAUUUUCCAGAUCUUCCAAUAUGUAUAGAGCAAGAUGAUUCAGAUGACAAUAGGUUGGUUCUGGAUGUAAGUGAAAUAGAUUUGUCUAUGAUUAAGACAGAAAGUAUAGAGGAACCAUUGGAUCUUCAUGUGAAGGGGACCUUUCAGUCAGAGGAAAUUAACAGGAGGCCUAUUGUAUCCGAGUCUAAUAUGGCAAACACAGAUGUCAGCAGCAAACCAGUUCAGGAGAAAUCUUCAGAGAACCAAGCAAGACAAUACCCUGGUACCAUCCCAUACAGUUCUGCCUAUCAACCGACUGUAAAUAAUGAUUAUUCAAAACAGUGGUCGGCACAGCUACAGUCAGCCGUAGUGAAAAAGAGGCCAAUGAGCAUGUCAUCAAAUGUACGAAAAAUCAUUCAGGACCUCAAUUUAAAUAGGCGAGCGCUGGCAAGUCCUGCUUCACUUAAUUCUCUAGCUGUUGGAAAUCACAAACCAAUUAGAAUGCCUGGAAAGAAUAACUAUAAAGUCUGUUCUUUAUGUUAUAGAAACAAAAUCAGAACAAAGUCUGGGUAUUAUGUAUACAGUUAUUACAAAUGUUCUGUUUGUGAUGUCCCAUUGUGUAUUGGUAGACGAAAAUGUUUCUUAGAAUAUCAUAAGGAGGCAGAAGUAAAUAAAGAAAAAGACUAAAAUCAGAACAGAUCUUUAUAAAAAUGUAUGAAUUCUUUUACUAAAAUAUGAGAUCUUGUUACUUUUUCAUUGGUUCAUUUGUAAAAAAAACAUCUCAUAUCAUCAAAUCAAAAUAAUUUUUGACAUCCAGGCAGCUUUUUAAAUUUUUUUUCUCAAAUAUUUGGUACAGAUGUUAUUGUCUCAUUACUACUUUCUGGUGCAGUACUUUCUUUUCUGUAGAGAAUUUCUAAGUAGUACUAACGUAAUAUAGUCAUUGGAAUGGUUUGUUCUGCAUUAUUUUGUAUUUAGGCAGUAAGGUUGUGAAGAUUCAGUAUAAAUUUAUUGUUCAUAAGUAUUCAGUAUCAAAGUCAUAUUAAUCAUGUUCUUUUAAUUACAUAUUAGUAGGGAUGUCAACGAGUACUCGAGUAUUUGAGUACUGAUCGGUAGUACCAAGUAUCGAAUACCAAAAUGAUACUCAACUAUUCGGGUUCCUGUUAGAAUAUUGCCAUCUUCUUUAUAUAAAAUUGAUCUUCUUGAGUACUUCUUUUGGAAAAUUAAAUAGGCAUCACUGAUUAAUCAUACUUAGUAUAGUAAAUAAAAUACAUUUUGUUUCCAAUGCAUGUGUUAAAUUAGUAUUUAAAAUGCCUCCGAAAAUACGUGGGCUAUACCUAGGCUAACACAUUAAACUAAACAUUGUCUUAGCCAUUCCGUCACAUAGGUACCAUCAGAGCAAAUAGUUUUGUCUGCAAGACUGUUAGUUACAAAGUUGUAAAAUCGACUGUCCCUAAUAAUAGUUAUGUUUCCAAAUAAAAUAAAUUUCCUUGCAUCCUCUGGUGACCCUCAGUGAAUAGUUAAACUUCUUAUCCUUACGCCUUUGUAAACAUUAAAUGUGUUUUCUUAACGAUUACAAAAUACUAUUGUUUGAUAUGGAUUUUCCUUGUUAUAAUUUUUAAAUGGGUGUUCAAUAUUGAUUAGAUUAUUAUUUUUUACUUAAUUAGUACUUUAAGGUAAUGAGCUAUUAAUUAUGGUGUGCAAUUCCUUGUCCCAGAUACUUAUGUAGAUGGUUUUUUCGUCUGUUGAACAACAAACCACAGAAAGUAAAAUACAUAUUUUUGUGUUUCCGUGUUGUAGAUAUAUUACCGAGCGAAUACUUGAGUAUCGCUCAAUAAAACCAACGAGUACUUGAUUAUUAAUUGUUCAACGAGUUGACAUCCCUACAUAUUAGACAAUUUUUGUCUUAUUUGUUUUCAGUUCAUUAUUGGUUGAAAUAAGACUUAGGCAUCAAAUUUUGUUAGUCACAAGUGUUUAUAGUUUUGAUUUUACUUAAUGCGCAGGACUACAUGAUAAAAAAUCUCUAUUUAGUGUAACGUUCACAAAUAUAUACGUCUUAGGUAUGUUUAGUCAUAAUCCAAAAGAAAAAUAAAGUAGUUUUUAGGGGGGAGGGUGAGGGGGUUGUGUUCUUUCAUUAAACAUGCUAUAAGUUCUAUGUAUAAAUGCUUUUUGGUUGUUAUUACUGUAAACUUGGAAAUUAUUGCAAUGUUUUAAACUGAUGUGAAACAGGAUGAACAGUUUGUAAAAUGUACUUUUAUUUUUUUUAAACAAUUUUCUACUACAACAGUUAAUAUUAAAUUAUCAUCUUUGUUUUAAACAGCUGAAUUAUAAUUCCAGUUACAAAUAUAUGAUACCCAUAGAGUUGAAAUAAUCUACAUUUUGCAAUGGGCGGUUUUUUUACCAAUGUCACAUCAUGUUUCUUUGUAGAAAUAAGGAUUAUGAAUCUCAUUCAUUAUUUUAAUUCCCAGAACAUGAAAGUUUUUUUUUCUCAAUUGACUUUUUAAUGUACACAAAAGUGCUAUGAUAUCCGAUGAUACAUUUUUUCAUAACAUUGUAAAACAUGAGGUACAGAAAUGUUUCACACAAUCAGCCAUCACAUCUUCACAUUUUUCUUCAGCUUAAUCAUCAAUUCAGUAUUACCGGUAGGAAAAAUUAUUUAUGACAAAUGUUCUGAAAAUUCUGUAGCAGAUUAUUUUAGGCAUGGAAUGUCAAAAAGAACCUUCAACUCUAUACUCUAUUCUAAAAAAAAUUUAUGAUUAGAAUUGAUCAUAAUUUAUACUCACAAGAUUUUUUAAGGGUAAAAUUUUAAUUAUUUUUAUGAAAAUUUGACAUUUGUAUAUCUUUGUACAGAUAUACAUGUAUAUAUUGUGUACUUAAGUAUAUAAGGCAGCAUUAUAUAUUGUUAAUAUUGUUGUAGGUACUUUUUGAGUCUGUAUUUAAUUUUUUGACAAGAUCAUACAACUAUUUCUUCAACAGUGUUAUUUUUUUCUUUUUGACUGAGACUUUAUACAAAUAAUAAGACAAGUUUAAACAAAUUAUUUGUUAGUAUUUAUAUACACAUUUUUAGUUUGAACUCAUAUCAGUGAUAGAAAAAUGGAUAAGAGUUAAAUGCAUAAUUUCAGUUUUAGUUACAAUAUACAUGCAACAUUUUUCACUGAAAAAUCACUUAUGAUGGUGAUAUUUCACUGCAAAUGCUGGUGAUUGCUAGUUAGUUUACUGUGAUGUAUCUGGGGCUUUUCACAAAAGAUCUUAAAACACAAAUUGAUCCUAAGUUAUACUGAAAUUUUCAUGACUUACAAAUACAUGUAUUUUUUUUCAUGUAAGAUUUUUUUUGUGAAAUGAGUUGCUUCUCUGUAUAUUCAAUGCAUAUUAUAUGUUUACCAGAAUUUUAUGCCCCACCUAGGGGCAUUAUGUUUUUCGCUCUGUGCGUCUGUUCGUACGUCUGUUCUUCCGUCCGUCCGUCUGUCCCGCUUCAGGUUAAAGUUUUUGGUCAAGUUUUGAUCCCAUUUCACAGUCCACUGAACAUAGAAAAUGAUAGUGCGAUUGGGGCAUCCGUGUACUAUGGACACAUUCUUGUUUUCACUCUCAAUCUAAUUGCUUCACUGUCAGUCAGCGAGCUGAAGUUUAUAAUAUGCUAUCAGAGGAUAAUAUGAUUGAUUUUCUCAAUUACUGUAAAUUCAGAAAUUACUGCGAUAUUUUUAUAAAUGCGAAUAAUGCGACUCUCUGAGUAUGCAAAAAUAAGAACUCACAAUCUGAUAACUGAAACAUAGAUCUGUAUUUCAGAUUUUUUCAAAAUAGCAAUAAUUAAACUCGCAUUUUUGUCCAUUCUUUAAAAUUAAUAAAAAUCACAAUAAUAAAUGCAUGCAAUAAUUUCUGAAAUAAUACAGUAUUUAAUUUUCAACACAAAACAGCACUUUCUGCCAUCUGUUGUUUUAACUUGUGAUAAUUUUGAUAUUGAUACAUACCUAAAAAAAACCUAAACAUAAUUGAAACAAACAGUAUUCCAUUAUUUGUACCUAUUUAUUUUAUUUUUUGUUGUUUAAUAAGAUGUGUAAAUAAGUGUGAAAUGGAGUAUUACAGAGGUUAUGUGCAAAUAAAAAUUAUCAGAUUAGGUAAAUGCCUUAUCUGAAUUUACAUAUCUACAGUUAACUUUGUUGCAAUGAUGGCAUACAAGAGUGAGAAAUUACCAGACAUUUAUCAAGGAUUUUAGGAAAGAGAGGAUGCAGUCCUUAGAAAUUUGAAUAGCUCUGCUUGUGAGAACAUUUUUGAUCUGUUUUGUUUUAUGCCAAAGAAAAUCAUAUUUUUUCAUUUCUUUUUUUUGGGGGGGGGGGGGG